Messenger RNA from Thermothelomyces thermophilus ATCC 42464, 528 nucleotides. RefSeq lists its product as uncharacterized. The record is from RefSeq and is a predicted model, not a curated record. The transcript is spliced from 2 exons. Bases 1 to 528 code for a protein of 175 amino acids. NCBI's taxonomy places the organism in Eukaryota, Fungi, Ascomycota, Sordariomycetes, Sordariales, Chaetomiaceae.
AUGGGCGACCGAGAACUGGCUUGGAUCGUAGUCAGUGGAGCAAACAGCGGGUCUCGCAUCCGCGAUGGACACCCAACAGGGGUGCCCCGCAAUUUCAGUGCCUCGACAUUGCAUCCCGUCGGCGAUGGAUACCUUCAGAUCCUCCCCUCCCCCUUCCUUCACUUCCACAGCGUGCCCCCGACUGUCCGUUACGGGGCCUUUGAGCCGCAUUCUUGCGACGGCAACCCAGCCACACACCCCCCUCCCCUCACCGUUCCCGACGAGUCUGCAAAUUACCAUCCCCCGCUCAAUCAACCGGUCACGGGAUUGCCUUCCGUUCCUCUCAUCCCUAGCACAGCGCAACGCAACCUGGAACCUGUUCUGAGCGACCCGCCGCCGUGUUACGCCGCGCUGGCUCCGUCGGUCUUGUCCUCGGCCGCUGCUCUGCAGCCCUCCUCCGCAGCCCCUUGCCCGCCCCUUCUCCCAUCCCAGCCACGCUUUACUUGGGAGCUGCUGCUGCGCCCGGACAGCCUCGCUCCGCCCCGCUGA